Rhagoletis zephyria (snowberry fruit fly) is the source of this 556-nucleotide messenger RNA. RefSeq names its product neuromedin-U receptor 2-like. Gene Ontology annotation, biological process: neuropeptide signaling pathway. NCBI's taxonomy places the organism in Eukaryota, Metazoa, Arthropoda, Insecta, Diptera, Tephritidae. The record is from RefSeq and is a predicted model, not a curated record. Gene Ontology annotation, molecular function: neuropeptide receptor activity. Gene Ontology annotation, cellular component: plasma membrane.
ACAGCACACCAUGUCCAAGCUAUCGCGCGCCAUCAAGUUCAUCUUCGCCAUUUGGGUGACGGCGUUGCUGCUUGCCCUGCCGCAGGCAAUGCAAUUCUCGGUUGUGUCAGAGCAGGGCGGCACCUCGUGCACGAUUGGCAAUCAUUUUGUCGAGCAUGUUUUCGCCGUUUCGGGCUUUAUCUUCUUUGUCGGUCCCAUGACGGCAAUUUGUGUACUCUAUGUACUAAUUGGUAUAAAGUUGAAGCGUAGCCGAUUGCUGCAGGCAGUGCCACGGCGUAGUUUUGAUGUGCAUCGCGGGAUCAGCGCACAAAGUCGUGUGAUCCGAAUGCUGAUUGCCGUUGCUGUGGCGUUCUUUUUGUGCUGGGCACCCUUUCACGCACAACGCUUGAUGGCUGUAUACGGCAGCAGUGCCAACAUUGAAUCGCAACUCUUUAAAGAUGUCUUCGAAGCUGUCGACCUUAUAUCCGGUGUGCUGUAUUACCUAUCGACGUGUAUUAAUCCGCUGCUAUACAACAUCAUGAGUCACAAAUUUCGUGAUGCUUUUAAGGUAAGUUAA